AUGGAGGCCGUGGAGCAGUUUGGCGGUUGUCCCCGGAUCGUCCGGACAGAUCUAGGAACGGAGAAUGUGGUUGUCCGAGACAUCCAGACCUACCUUCGCUGCAGUGAUGUUAACAGUAGAUCUGGUGAACAAAGCUACAUCGCAGGAGUAAGUACUUCAAAUCAAAGGAUUGAAAGUUGGUGGGGGAUGCUGCGCAAAGAAGGAAUGGAGUGCUGGAUACAGCUUCUGUGCAAAAUGAAAGAUGAGGGCCUGUUUGUUGGGGACUACCUGGACAAAUCACUUGUGCAGCUGUGCUUUCGGAACAUUAUUCAUAACAGAACAGAGCGGGGUCGGGAGGCAGUGCGGGAGAAAGUGGGGGACAUCCUGCUGCUGGAACAUGCCAUCACCCAUGGUGACAACCUCAACAAGCUGGCCCUUCAGUAUGGCUGCAAGGUAGCAGAUCUAAAGUGUGUCAACAACCUGAUGCAAGAGCAGGACUUGUACGCACUGAAAUCCGUCAAAAUUCCUGUGAAGAAGCACAGCCUUCUGACAGAGGCCCCAUCCUUAAUCGCACCCGCAACUCCGCCCCGGAGCCUCGCACCAUGCCCAGAGGGCUACGCUGACUUCCUGAAAGAAAUCGACCACAUCGAGAGGCUGGCCAAGGGCAGAGGCGUCCAGCAAGGGCUGCUCUCUGACACUCCUGAGGGACCUCUGCGAACAGGGACGGGGCAGGCCACACCCAAUCACAGCGCAGACUGGGGCAUUCAGUGGUGGACCACUGUAGCACUCAUGCUCCUCGUUGAGGUUAUCUUGCCCUUGUUCUAUGUUGUUUACUACAGAACGCAAAAUGGCAGUGCAGAUACCCUGGGAGAUGGCAUGGGAAACAUCUCCCUCUCUACCUCAGAUGCCACACUAACUAACAUCAGUGCAUCUCCCAGGAAGAGAGUUUCUCAAAUACUGAACAGACCACUUGCGUAGCUCCCUGCGGAUGAAGACAUAUGACAGCAGAAAGGUUCUCUAUGGAAGCCACUUUUUUUAUUCUGUCAGAUGGAAGGCUUUGAUGUCAUCACAUGGGAACGUGCAAUGGUGAUUACAUCACAGAUGAGGUUUUGGUUGUUAUAUUUAAAUUUAAAUAUAUUUUAUAUAUUACAUUUAUAUAUCUAUGCCAGCUUCAUUUUCUGUAGCUUUUUUU
Messenger RNA from Anguilla rostrata (American eel), 1171 nucleotides. RefSeq names its product lysM and putative peptidoglycan-binding domain-containing protein 4-like. The record is from RefSeq and is a predicted model, not a curated record. NCBI's taxonomy places the organism in Eukaryota, Metazoa, Chordata, Actinopteri, Anguilliformes, Anguillidae. Bases 1 to 957 code for a protein of 318 amino acids. The transcript is spliced from 3 exons.